Hydractinia symbiolongicarpus is the source of this 4796-nucleotide messenger RNA. Its product is annotated as RNA polymerase-associated protein CTR9 homolog. Gene Ontology annotation, cellular component: Cdc73/Paf1 complex. Gene Ontology annotation, molecular function: RNA polymerase II complex binding. The record is from RefSeq and is a predicted model, not a curated record. Gene Ontology annotation, biological process: regulation of DNA-templated transcription. Lineage: Eukaryota; Metazoa; Cnidaria; Hydrozoa; Anthoathecata; Hydractiniidae. The transcript is spliced from 29 exons. The coding region runs from base 151 to 3426 and encodes 1091 amino acids.
CGAGGGGAGGAUGCAUAUCAAAAAAGAUCUGAGGACGAGGAAGGACAGGACACGAAGUCUCGAGAAAUAACAUGCGGCUUUAUAGAUUGCCACUGAUCACAAUAUCUACUUAGGACUCAGAUUUUGAACAAUCAAAGCAAGACGGGCAAGAUGGUGGCGAUAACUUCGGUAGAAAUUCCUCUUCGCGAUACAGAUGAGGUGAUUGAAUUAGAUUUUGAUCAGUUACCUGAUGGUGAAGAGGUUUUAAGUAUUUUAGAGCAAGAAAGUGCUGUUCUGCAUAUAUGGAUCACAUUGGGACAACAAUACUUUAAACAAGGAAAACAUGAUGACUUUGUUAAAAUAUUUGAAGCUGCCUGUCGUGAGGACUUUUCAACACCCAACUUGGAAUAUAAGGAAUACCUUCAAGAUAAGAUGGUUGUUCUCGACUCACUGGCUGCUUACUAUGUACAGGAAGGUAGAGGAGAAAAAGAUAAAGACAAAAAACGAGAGCUUUUUACAAAAGCAACUCAACUAUACACAACUGCAGAUAAAAUUAUUAUGUUGGAUCAAAACCAUUUGCUUGGCAGAGCAUAUUUCUGUCUGUUGGAAGGAGAUAAGAUGGACCAGGCUGAUGCACAGUUUAAUUUCGUCCUUGCACAGUCCACAAGCAACAUCCCUGCAUUGUUAGGAAAGGCAUGCAUCUCCUUUCAGAAAAGAGAUUAUAAAAGUGCUCUUGCGUAUUAUAAAAAGGCACUACGAACCAACCCCAAUUGUCCGGCUGAAGUACGGUUGGGUAUGGGACAUUGUUUUUAUCGGUUAAACAGACUAGAGAAAGCAAGGCUUGCAUUUGAGCGGACGUUAGAGCUUAACAAUAGAUGCACAGGUGCUCUUGUUGGUCUUGCUGUUCUGGAACUUAACUCGAAAAAGCCAGACAGUAUUAAAAAUGGUGUCCAGUUGUUAUCAAAAGCAUAUAGUAUAGACAACCAAAGUCCGAUGGUUUUAAAUCAUUUGGCUAAUCAUUUCUUCUUUAAGAAGGAUUACACAAAAGUGCAACACUUAGCGUUGCAUGCAUUUCAUGGCACAGAGGUGGAAGCGAUGCAGGCUGAAAGUUGUUACCAACUUGCUCGUUCCUUUCACGUACAGGGCGACUACGACCAAGCGUUUCAGUAUUAUUAUCAAGCCACACAAUUUGCUUCUACUAACUUUGUGCUACCAUGGUUUGGUUUAGGACAGAUGUAUAUUGCCAGAGGUGAUAAUGUAAAUGCAGCACAGUGCUUUGAAAAAGUGCUAAAAUUCCAACCUAAUAAUUAUGAAACAAUGAAGAUUUUGGGAUCACUGUAUAGUUCCUCAAUGGAACCUGAAAAGAAAGAAAUCGCAAAAAACCAUUUAAAAAAAGUUACAGAACAAUUUCCUGAUGAUGUUGAAGCCUGGAUUGAGUUAGCUGGUAUACUAGAACAAACUGAUGUUCAGGCAGCAUUAUCAGCAUAUGGUGCAGCUUCCAAGAUAUUAAAAGAAAAAGUUGAAGCUGAUGUACCACCCGAAAUAUUAAACAACGUUGGAGCAUUGCAUUUCCGACUUGGUAAUCUAAAAGAGGCCAAGAAAUUCUACGAAGCAGCUUUGGAUCAUUGUAAAGAAGAAAGUAUGCAAGAUGAAGCCUAUUACAAUGCCAUCUCUGUUUCCAUGCAUUACAACACAGCAAGGCUUAUGGAAGCACAGUUUGAGUUUGAUAAAGCAGAAAAAAUAUAUAAGGAUAUCUUAAGAGAACAUGCAAGUUACGUUGACUGCUACUUAAGGUUGGGUUGCAUGGCCCGUGAUAAAGGCCAGAUAUACGAAGCUUCUGACUGGUUCAAAAUGGCCUUACAGAUUGACCAGGACCAUCCAGACGCUUGGACGUUGAUAGGUAAUCUCCAUCUUGCAAAACAAGAAUGGGGUCCUGGUCAGAAAAAAUUCGAACGAAUAUUAAAGCAGCCUGCAACAGCAAACGACACAUAUGCUCUGGUUGCCCUUGGUAACGUCUGGCUACAAACUUUACACACUCCUUCUCGAGAUAAAACAAAAGAGAAAAGACAUCAAGAACGAGCGAUUGCUAUGUUUAAGCAGGUGCUCAGGACUGAUCCAAGGAAUAUAUAUGCAGCUAAUGGAAUUGGUUGUGUUCUGGCUCAUAAAGGUCACUAUCGAGAGGCAAGAGACGUAUUUUCACAGGUUCGUGAAGCCACGGCAGAAGUUGCAGACAUAUGGUUAAACCUUGCCCAUGUCUACGUUGAACAAAGGCAGUUUGUCAGUGCUAUCCAAAUGUAUGAAAACUGCUUAAAGAAAUUCUAUAAAUCAUACAGUGUAGAAGUGAUGUUUUAUCUCGCACGUGCUUACUACAAAGCUGGUCGAUUGUCAGACUGCAAGCAUUUGUUACUCAAGACACGGCAUGUCGCUCCACAUGAUACGCUGCUUAUGUUCAACUUGUCUGUUGUCCAGCAAAGAUUAGCCACUGGGGUGCUAAGAAACGAAAAGAGUAAUCUCAAAGCUGUAUUAUCCGCCGUAGGUGAUCUGGAACUUGCACAAAGAAAUUUCGAGUAUUUAAGCAAAUAUGGAGAUCGUAUGAAAUUCGACUUAGCGCAUGCGCGAUCUGAAGCAGGUCGUUGUUCAGAUUUACUGAGUCAGGCUCAAUACCAUGUACAGCGCGCACGAAGAAUAGAUGAAGAAGAAAAGGAAGUUAAAAAGAAACAAGAAGAAGAAAGAGAAAUGUUAAGAAAAACAAAAGAAGAGGAGGAGAUGAAAAAAGUACAACAGUUGGAAGAUGAGAAGAAGCAGUUAUUAGAGAAACGUGCUCAGUUCAAAGAAGCUACGAAAGGUCUCUUAAAGUUUUCUGCAGCAGAAAUGGCUGCUAAAGAAAAAGCUGCCAAGGCACGCAAGAAAAAGGAUAAUUUGGAUGGACUAAUAGCUACAAGCAGUGAUGAAGAUGAACUCCCUAAGAAAAAGCAAGAAAGGAGAAAGAAGAAAAACGUGGAAUAUGAUGAAAAUGGAGAACCUCUACCUAAAAAGAAAAGGCAAAGAACAAAGGAACCGAAACCAAAGAAGGAGCCUAAGAUGUCAGCUAAACAACAGUUGAAAAUUAAAUCAAAAGCAACAGUAUCAUCUGAUGACGAUUCAAGUUCGGACGAUGAACAAGGUCCUGUUAUAAGUAAACCAAGCUUCAAAAGAAUGAAAUCAUCGUCUAGCGAGAGUGAGGCCAUGCCUUCUGAGGCGAGUGCGAAAGACAGCAACUCGGACUCUGAUAAUGAAAAGAGUUAUGUACCGAAAAAAAUUAUUAGUGAAAACGAAAGCGAUGGAAGCGAUGCUGGCGAAACAUCAAAACAAGUUCCUACCGACGACGGAAAAACCGAAGAGGAUGCGGGGCCGAAAACGAAGCGAAAAGCAAGGAUAAUAAGCUCCUCUGAGUCGGAUGGAGAUUAGAGAGUCAGCAAGUCCAAAUUGAAUCAAAAUAGCUGUAUCAACCGAAGAAAAACAAUGUACGGAUUAGCACAUCGAGACAGAUUUUGCGUGUAAGCCACAAAAAGGACAACUUUUUUUGUAAAUUAUGAAAUAUUUUUAAUAUGUGACGUAUCGUUGCCAAUUUUAGCGUCUCGUGUUGUUUUCUUCUUUCUUCUUUUUCUACAAAUAUGAUUGAGGACAAAUCACUUUCGUUUAACAUUUACAAAUUCUAACAUAUGCAUUUUUACACGCAGGUGCGAUACAAACUCAAUAGGAAAUUAUUAGAGAGGCGGCUUAUUAUUUCCACCUAUACCAAAAUGACGGGUUUAUUCAAGAAGCGGGAAUAAUAGAGUAAAUACGGUAUUUGUCAGUUGUAUCAUUAGCGUAGUUUUUUAUGGAUGUUUUUUUUUAAAAAAGAAACCUGUUUAUAAGAAACUAGAGGCUGGGGCUUCCAAAAAAUAAGAAACUUUGAGUUCUGGAUUUUUUAAGCUUUAAAAAACUGAGAAACUAAUAAAAACAAAAAAUAUGUUUUUAUGAACACUUUGUACAUAACGCUUGUGUGUGACUGAAAAACGUACCAUAGUCAAGUUGAUGUCGAACUGUAUAGCGCAUGUUUUUCAAUUUUUAUCCAAUUGAACAAAAAGUAAAUACAUGUCAGGACAGCUUUUAGGUUAUCUGAAUGCAAUCAGAAACCAAAUAAGAAAUUUUCAGUACUAAAAUUGACAAAAAAAUUAUGAAAAAACGAGUCCUCGAGCCUUUCACUGUUUUUUUUUUAAAAAAAAAAAUACGUUGUAGGUUGUCCAACUUUUUUAAAAUAAGCUCACUCCCGCUCCCUCUCCCUCGGGUUGCGUUGAUCAUGGAAUAUGGUCUUUAACCUGCGUUAAUAGUCAACAAGAAACAAGUAAAAAAACAGUUAUUUUGUUCCGCUUAUAAAAAAGGGUGUGUACCAGUGCAACCGAAAAAAGUUCCUUUGAAGAAUAAGAUAAUUUAUGGCAUAAAUUAGAAUUAAAAAAAAAAUGAAAAAGUGGAGGUGCGGGGUUUCGAACCCCGGGCCUCUCGCAUGCAAAGCGAGCGCUCUACCACUGAGCUACACCCCCGAUAAGUACCUGAAAUUACAAAUCUUAUAAAAACAAUAUAAUAACAUUCAGCAAAUUACAUGGUUGAUUUAACAUUAAAUAAAGUUUUUAAUUUGUGCAUAGUAGUGGUAGUAUUUUUACUUCCAUGAUGUGAACUUCUGAAAAUUUAAAUGAAUGCACUUUUGAAAAUAAGAACCAGGAAACUUGGCUUUAUUAAGUCGAAAUGUUUUAUUUUUCACAUGUUCGGCCUAUUUUUUUUUUUUUUUUUUUUUUUUU